This is a messenger RNA of Astyanax mexicanus (Mexican tetra), 3225 nucleotides long. Its product is annotated as transmembrane protein 205. The coding region runs from base 452 to 1018 and encodes 188 amino acids. Lineage: Eukaryota; Metazoa; Chordata; Actinopteri; Characiformes; Acestrorhamphidae. The transcript has 5 exons. The record is from RefSeq and is a predicted model, not a curated record.
GUGUCCGCUGAGGGCGCGCUGAUCCGGGAGCCGCUCUGCUGGAGAGGAAGCUGGAGGGUUAAAGGGUUUGGUGUGUAUUGUGGAGGACAUUCAGGAAAGUUUUGCCACAGACUGCAGUGUGAACUGCUGUGUUGACGGACUGUACUCCGGGGCGCGGCUAGGUUACCCGCCGUGAUCCAGGCGAGUUUUAAACACCGCCGAGCGGUAGACGGGGGACGGCGGGCGGAGGGGAGGCGCUCGGCGGGUUGUCAGGCUAGCGUUAGUAGCUGAGCGGAAGCAGUAGGUUGUAUCCGGGGUGACUGGUGGAUUUGUUUGGAUCUGUUGAUUGUCCAACCUUUAUCUACAUUGCAUAGCUCUUAGUUUUGAAGACUUGCACCUGCACACUGACCUUAGGAAGAAAAAACUUGGGUCAGAGGCCAGUUCUUCAAAGACUGAAUGGUGUGCCCUCAACAUGUCCACUGACAGAGAGCCAUGUGUUACUGCUAAACUCUUCCACCUCAUCUUCCUUUCCACCUUUUGGGGCAUGCAGAUAUGGGUCACGUUUAUCUCUGGCUUUGUGAUGGACAACCAUCUGAACAGGCACACAUAUGGCUUUAUUCAGAGUCGACUGUUCCCCUUCUACCUGCACAUCGGCUCAGCAUGUGCCUUCUUCAACCUUACCAUUUUCGCCAUGUACCACCCCAGUGACCUUCUCACUGACAAAGAGGCAUUUCAGAUCUUCAUUUUCUUUGUAUGUGUGACUGUGGCAGCAGUGAAUGCCCAGUGGUUUGGCCAGUUGACCUCUGAGAUCAUGGCAGAUAUGCACAUGAUUGAACAGGCCUGCGGACUGGGCCAGGACAUUGGGCUGUCAUCCAACCGAGAGGCCUACUCCAAACUGUGUGACACAGACCCCAAGUACAAACGACUGAGCAGCCGGCUGUGGCUCUACCACCUGCUGUCUUCCCUAUGUAACCUGUGCUGUAUUGUGUGUAAUGGCUACAGCCUUUACUACCUAGCAGAAAACCUCACUACACUGUGAAGUCUAGAGGUCAUGAACUCACAAUGCAAACCAAUCCAAGGCUGUCAAGGUAUACAACCUGGACAAACAUUUAAGUACAAGCAUUCUUAGGUACUGUCUCUGUGGCCUGCCUUGUCUGAUUUUUGGUACUAUUUUGUUGUUAAUAUUUCAUGUUCCUUUUUAAUACUUUGCUGCUGACGAGAAAAAAAAAAAAAACAGAUUUAAAGAAUGGAAUAAUGUUGUUAAUGGAUUUUUUUUCUAAGGAAUUUCUUAAUAAAAUUUACACAAAAUGUAAAGCAGUGUGCACUUAGUGCAAAUAAUUGCAGGAUCAACAAUAUUUAGAUAACAUGGAGAUGAAUGGGACUGUAUAUAAAAAGCUAAUUACUUAAAUAAUAGAAAAGUAUCCUGUUAAAACUGUAACAUCAUACAUAGUUUACAGGUAAAGCAAAUAGAACAGAUGUUAAGAUCUACUAAAAAAGAAAAAAAAAAUGAAAAGGUUUUUUUUUCUUUGUUUGAUUUAUCCGUAUAUAGAUUUGUAGUCUACCUGAAUCUCAUAUUCAAUCAACUUUUAAUAGGCUAUAUGACAGAAAUCAUUAUAUACUAAAAAUAUGUUGACAAUAUACUAUACAAUAUGUAUUUGUAGCAGUUUCACAACAACUAGUUGUUUAAAAAAUAGACCCAAUAUUGUAAAAAAGUUAAGAGAAGUCCUAACAAAAAUUCUAUUUUUAAGCUUCAGAAUUGUUUACCUUAUGUCCUCCUAAAAUGGAAUGAAUCACAAAUAAGAAAAAUACUGCUAAAUGUCACAACCUUUUCAAAGAACCUCUCCUUGUAUAAAAUGUCUCUGCAACAGAUAUGGUUUAUUAUAGAACCAGAAUUUAGAAGUUAUCUAUGGCAUCGCUCUACAAACCAUUUGUACCACAUUUUUUUUAAAAGCACACUCUUAAAUAUACACACAGCAGUUUUAUAUAGGGUUUUACCAACAGCACAAAAAAACAUUCAACAGGAUUAACUACACUCUCUUUGGAAUGCAACUUGCAGUAAAUCAGUAUGCUGUACCUAAUAGCAGUAUUUUUUUUUGUUACCUAUAAACAUUUACUUAUUGACCUGUUGAUACAGGAGUAUGAGUUGAGGCAAUGAAGGAAAGCUAUCACCUGGAGCUGGUAUCUUAGGACUGAGGACAGUACAAAAUCUUACUGCCAUAAAGUGUGAAUGCCCAUGUAAGUGCUUUUUCCUCACUGAGACUUAUUUGUUCUGAGGCUUUUGCUGAGGUUCAGAGCCCCUUGUGCAUUGCUACAUUCAAAACAGGAUUUUUUGGUUGUAGUAGAUUGUUCUAGCUGUGUUCGAGCACCUAAAUCGAGUUGUACUGGUCAUGCAGGCCUGACCGGCUAACCUGCAGUAGCUGAUUUAUGCACACGCACAUCAGCAAUGCAGUAAUACACAGUACAUGUUAAGGUUAUUAUAUAGUCUCAUUACUGAUACAGGACUGCUUAAUUCGUGUGGACCGUUUUUUUUUUCAGCUGUAAAACGUACAUGCUCUGAUCUACAGUCAUAAGCUGAAGUAUGAGAUUAUUAAUUUUAUAUUGUUUAAAAUGUAACUUAGGCUGUAGAACACCUCACUCUACAGUAUGUAUGUGACAAUCUGACAAAUCACUUUCAUUACAGUUGAAAUACUAUGCAAUGUAAAAAAUGUUUUUACAUAAUGGUGUACUUACACAAUGAGGCUGUUGAGGCUUUGAAUGCAUCCCAUUUAGGGUUCUUGUAUAUAAAGUCAAUGCAUAUGAGCCGGCAGCUAAUUUAAAACUUACUUUAGUACUUUCAUAUAGUGUUUGAUGUCAAUAGAAGUAAAUGAACGAGUAUGUGCUUAUGCCCAGUCUUUAAUCAUAUUUAAACACUAUUGAUGACCAGUAUGAGUUCGGUGCAGCAGAAUUAGGCAUUAUUGAUGCUGUGGCUAUAUGAUUUUUAUGGUGUUGAGUUGGGUUUGUAUUGUCUGGAAAGGUGAAUAUUAGUACAAUAUAUAAAAAUGUGAGUUAACGAGUUUCCAAAUUUACCAUCUUCAAUUCUGAUAAUAAAGGUUGCACCCAUCACAAUUUUUUUUUCAAAUAACACUAGGGGAUGUUGAGCUUACAUGUGUUCAUUGUACUGGUUAGUUAUUUAUUCUAAUAAUGAUUGUGCCUGUAUAACUUUUUAAUAAUAAAACACAUUAAAAUAAGAAGGCUGGUACUAAACAA